This is a messenger RNA of Acinonyx jubatus (cheetah), 6547 nucleotides long. It is a transcript of the gene ARHGEF7, whose product is annotated as Rho guanine nucleotide exchange factor 7. Bases 1588 to 4134 code for a protein of 848 amino acids. Gene Ontology annotation, biological process: intracellular signal transduction. Gene Ontology annotation, molecular function: protein binding; guanyl-nucleotide exchange factor activity. The record is from RefSeq and is a predicted model, not a curated record. Lineage: Eukaryota; Metazoa; Chordata; Mammalia; Carnivora; Felidae. The transcript has 22 exons.
UUACUUAGAACGUAUGUAUGAAAACAGAAUCUGGAUGAGGCUGAAGGGCUGUCUGCCUGGCCAGGAAAUAAAAACGUUGCUUGUAAACCAACCUGAUGUCACAAUAAAAUUAUGAUUUAAGACAGGCUUAAGGAGCAGAAUCUAACUUUCAAGGCCCUCGGAACAGUUUGUUGUCAUGUGGAUACGAGGACCUAUGGUAAUAAAAGUCAGAUGUUGGAAAGCAGUGCAAAUGCACGCUAAGUUCACCAACACAGGCUUCUAUAAAACGUUGUUCUGUGACUAAGAGUGAAGUUUUAGGAAACUCCCUGCGCUGUCUGGAUAAAAUCAUGUCACUAUCGAAGUGUGCUAUUUGGCAUAUUAGCUGCAUUCAUGUGAUUGGCAGACUUGAAUAAUCAUUUUCUUUUACAUUCUCCAAAGGUUUUCUUUCCAAACUGUAGCACUCCUUCCAUCCCUAAAACAAAGAGAGGAAAUGUUUAGCUUGUGGGAGCUGGACUGAAGCCCGACAUGUUCUGCAACCAGGGUCCCCCAGAAAUGUACUCUGCUGCCACUGUCCUUCCCUACCACCGACCCCCCUGUGGCCCCAACUGGUUGGUUUUCCGCUGACACUGCCAGAAUGCAAGUGGCACAAAUUAGAGACAGCACUACCGGUUCUGUGUGGUUCAAAGGUAGGUUUUUGGAGUAAAAUAUUAGCCAGUCUCUGCCUCUAAAAACCACAGGUUUCCGCAUCUCCCAAGCUUUCCUGUCUCUUUAGCAGAGGCAUUGAUUUGGGCUCCCACACCGCAUAGCGCGAGCCACAAGGCAGACGUGUGCGACAGCUCUCACUUGGCCCUGCGGACGUCGGUCUGGGGACGGCUUUCUUUGACACAGGAGCGUUUGGAAACUUCGCUGAACGUUCACGUGGAACCCAAAGAGAUUUAACUUUACCCUAGUUGGCCACCUGAACACGCUGGCAGCUGGGUAGGGUGCUGGAAGCAGCAUGCCACGUGUGCAGAUGCACGACUCAAAACAGACCGUUAGGCUGGGGAAAACGCAGAGGUGGCUCGGGUUUCCCACAUGCCUUUGGUCGAGAAGACACGUGCCGGUGUGUUCCUUGUAUUCUGUUAUUUGUUCUAGUUGGAGCCAGUGAAAGGGCAGAGAACCACGGGGACUCUCAGACUGUAGAUGUUUUCGCCCAGGUUCCCCUGGAUGCAGGCUGCCCUUCGCAAGGCGGGGGGGUGGGGGGGGUGGGGGCGGGGAUCAUACACCUCCGUGAGCAGCUCAGAAAAGAGACACUUUUCAUUAUCGCCACCGGCAGGUCGUCUGCUGUCGGGAAGACAGAGUGGGGAUUACGCGGUUUCCUGGACCUUCGUGUGUGAGGAACUUGCGCUUUGAUUUUCUCCAGCAAUGGCCCUGGUGUUUUGCUGGCCUGCUCACCCUUCCUGGGAUGGGAGCGGGCAGAGGCCCCGAAUCCAGGGGCCCCUGCCACCCUGAGCUUGUGAACUCACACUUGAAGCCCCUCUGGACUGUUUAGUCACAGGGGUGAAAUGAAGAUUCAGACGUUUUAGAAGGAGGAGCACCUGUAAUGAGCACACAGAAGUGGCAGGGGUCAUGAAAUGCUGCUUCAGUUUUCCUUGUUGGUGCAGCCCACGGGGCUGCUGGAUCCAGCGUGAGAAUCUCCUGGAGCCUGGUUCUGUCUUCCCCGAGCCAGGAGAACAGAACACACUGGAAUCGGUUUACCCGGAGCCCCGGAGCGAGAGCGAGUGCCUGAGCAAUAUCCGCGAGUUCCUGCGAGGCUGCGGGGCCUCCCUGCGGCUGGAGACAUUUGAUGCAAAUGAUUUGUAUCAGGGGCAGAAUUUUAACAAGGUCCUCAGUUCCUUAGUGACUCUAAACAAAGUAACAGCAGACAUCGGCCUGGGAAGUGACUCCGUGUGUGCCCGGCCCUCAUCUCAUCGGAUAAAGUCUUUUGACUCCCUGGGAGCCCAGCCUUCGCACAGUCGGACUUCAAAAUUGUUCCAGGGCCAGUAUCGAAGUUUGGACAUGACCGAUAAUAGCAACAGCCAACUGGUGGUGAGAGCGAAGUUUAACUUCCAGCAGACCAAUGAAGACGAGCUCUCCUUUACGAAAGGCGACAUCAUCCACGUCACGCGGGUCGAGGAGGGCGGCUGGUGGGAGGGCACGCACAAUGGCAGGACCGGCUGGUUUCCCAGCAACUACGUGCGGGAGGUCAAGCCCAGUGAAAAGCCCGUGUCUCCUAAAUCAGGAACGUUGAAGAGCCCUCCCAAAGGAUUUGAUACUACUGCCAUUAACAAGAGCUAUUACAACGUGGUGCUACAGAAUAUUUUGGAAACUGAAAAUGAGUAUGCUAAAGAACUUCAGACUGUGCUUUCUACCUACCUGCGGCCUUUGCAGACCAGCGAGAAGUUAAGUUCAGCAAACAUUUCAUAUUUAAUGGGAAAUCUAGAAGAGAUAUGUUCUUUCCAGCAAAUGCUUGUACAGUCUUUAGAAGAAUGCACCAAGUUGCCAGAAGCUCAGCAGAGAGUUGGAGGAUGCUUUUUAAAUCUGAUGCCACAGAUGAAAACCUUGUACCUUGCGUAUUGUGCCAACCACCCGUCUGCAGUGAACGUUCUCACGGAGCACAGCGAGCAGCUGGGAGAGUUCAUGGAGACCAGAGGCGCCAGCAGCCCGGGGAUCCUGGUGCUGACCACCGGCCUCAGCAGACCGUUCAUGCGCCUGGACAAGUACCCCACGUUGCUCAAGGAGCUGGAGAGACACAUGGAGGAUUAUCAUCCAGAUAGACAAGAUAUUCAGAAAUCCAUGACUGCCUUCAAAAACCUCUCAGCGCAGUGUCAGGAGGUGCGGAAAAGGAAGGAGCUGGAGUUGCAGAUCCUGACAGAAGCCAUCCGGAGCUGGGAGGGAGAUGACAUCACGACCCUGGGCAACGUCGUUUACAUGUCCCAGGUCAUGGUCCAGUGCGCCGGGAGUGAGGAAAAGAAUGAGAGAUACCUUCUGCUCUUCCCAAAUAGUUUGCUGAUGUUAUCUGCCAGUCCUAGGAUGAGUGGUUUUAUCUAUCAGGGAAAGCUACCAACGACAGGAAUGACAAUCACAAAGCUUGAGGACAGUGAAAAUCAUAGAAAUGCAUUUGAAAUAUCAGGGAGCAUGAUUGAGCGGAUCCUGGUGUCCUGCAACAACCAGCAGGAUCUGCACGAGUGGGUGGACCAUCUCCAGAAGCAGACAAAGGUCACCUCUGUCGGCAACCCCACCAUCAAGCCCCAUUCUGUGCCGUCUCACACCCUCCCCUCUCAUCCGAUCGCGCCAUCCGGCAAGCACGCAGACAGCAAGCCGGCACCCCUGACGCCUGCCUACCACACGCUGCCCCACCCCUCCCAUCACGGCACUCCGCACACCACCAUCAACUGGGGGCCUCUGGAGCCUCCGAAGACCCCCAAGCCGUGGAGCCUCAGCUGCCUGCGACCUGCCCCGCCCCUGCGGCCUUCCGCUGCUCUCUGCUACAAGGAGGAUCUUAGUAAGAGUCCCAAGACCAUGAAAAAGUUGCUACCUAAGCGCAAGCCUGAGCGGAAGCCUUCAGAUGAAGAGUUCGCCCUGAGGAAAAGCACAGCUGCUUUGGAAGAAGACGCGCAGAUCCUGAAAGUCAUCGAAGCUUAUUGCACAAGCGCCAAAACGCGGCAAACGCUCAAUUCGACAUGGCAAGGCACUGACCUGAUGCAUAAUCACGUCUUGGCUGACGACGACCAAUCAAGUCUAGACUCCUUGGGUCGUCGCAGUAGCCUUUCCCGUUUGGAGCCCUCAGACCUCUCGGAAGACUCUGACUAUGACAGUAUAUGGACAGCCCAUAGUUACAGAAUGGGUUCUACAUCUCGCUCACGCAAAGAAUCUGCUCCACAAGUUUUGCUUCCAGAGGAAGAGAAAAUCAUAGUUGAAGAAACUAAGAGUAAUGGUCAGACAGUGAUAGAAGAAAAGAGUCUUGUGGAUACUGUCUACGCGUUAAAGGACGAAGUCCAAGAGUUAAGACAGGAUAACAAAAAGAUGAAGAAAUCUCUGGAGGAAGAGCAGAGAGCCCGCAAGGACCUGGAAAAGCUGGUGAGGAAAGUUCUGAAGAACAUGAACGACCCUGCCUGGGAUGAGACCAACCUCUGAGGAGCAUCCUUGCCUCUUCCCAGCGAGGAGACCAGGCCCGGGUGAACACGCGGGACCGUGGGGGCAGGGCUGGACAAAAGUCAUCUUGCUUUCUGUGCACGGGAAAGCUGGAGUUGCUCACACAAAUAGAAACAGUUGCACUGUUCCCGAAGAAUCCACACGUGAGGUGUAGACCCUGAGGGUGGAACUGCAGUAAUUUUACUCUGUUAACAUCUCAAUUACCUCAUUUUGCAAUAAGUGCAGUGACUACGAAUCCUGGUGUUUCAGGCUUUUACUGAGUAUAUAUAAUUACACGUGUUUCUUGUAAAUACUCCAUUUUGAAUGCACAUCCACGGUGGUUCCAUCUGGGCUGAUCACCUGCGCUAGAAUUCCCUUCCCACUAACCUUUCUGGUCCUGUGAACAAGAUGUGCUCAUGGAAAGCAGGGGCGUUAAAGGUGCCUGGUAUUUUGCUGGAUGCCUGGUUUGCUCUCUGUAGUCCCCACGUGCUCUAAAAAGACCUUCUGCUUUGGUAGGCCUAAGUAAUUAACCUUAUUUGUGUCUGCAAAGAUACCUUAAUACCCUCGAAGGUCUUCUGUUAAAGCCAUUUUGUGUCACUGACACGUGGUGGGCCUGAGUGAGGUGCCCGGGCUGAGUGAGAGAGACGCCAGCUUCAACCACAGAUCCCAGGAGGUCCCCACACACUUCCAUGUCCAGCUGCUGGUGUCUGCGCCUUUCUGCCCGUGGAGAACGGCGGCCCGUCGGCGUGCAUUCACUGCGCUGGGGAGAGCAGACUUUCUUAUAUAGGCUGGUUUAAUAACAUGAAAAAGUGCACUGUUGUGUCCUGCCCACGAGAGAAAGCUUCACAAGAACCUGUAAAUAAACUAUUAUUUAUUACGGAUCUCUGAGGCCGAUGAAGGCACACCAGGGAUGCUAUGGGCUGACAUGGCAGGUGGCGGUUGGGAGUUGUCAGGCCACUUUGGGCUCUGUUCACCAGCAGCAUGCAACGAGCCUUCAGUGCUCGCUGGGAAAAAGAAAUGUUUCCCCCUUUCAGUGAGAAUAAAGCAAUAUAAAUCCCGCCAAAGCGAUGAAAGUUUAAAUGUGGGUCCAUUUCCCUCUGUACCUCCACAGCAGAGGAGACGGGCAGCCUGCCCAGCCCCAGCUCUGCUGGCCUCUCUGGGCAGGGACGCAGGAGCCUCAGAGCCCCUGGGCAGGAACCGCGGCCGUGGAGGCAGGAUGCCCACAUUAUGGCAAUGGCUCUCUGCUCCCCUCUUCUCAAGAGGUCAGCUUUAAUCGACAGGAACUUUUUCACAGAACCAGUGUUAGGUCUUUUAAAACAGCAGUAUCUCUGUGCAUUACAGACUUCUCAGAAAUACCCUUGUGGCCUCAGGAGUGACUUGGGCCUCGUGAUCUGUGGGUCAAGCCACCCUGUAAAGGCUUCGGGAUCUUCUGAUGCCUUUGAACUGGGUGGCUUUGGAACCUGGCUUUCUGCUCCUCCAGGCUCCUGCUGAGCACUGUGCCCCCCCCCCCCCCCCAUCUGCUGCUGGAGGGCAGUGGCUUGAGCUUGGCCCUCCUGGCUGUGUGCCCAGCAGGUGUGUCUGUGGCUCAGCAUUGACCUGCCCAUGUGUGGCCUUUCCGGUAGAAUUGCCAACUUCUUGCACUUAGCAUUUUGUUCACCAGAGCUAGGACUAGCAGGGAGAGCCUGUUUUUUGGUAAGCCCUAUUUCACAGGAGUCUUUGGUGACGCAGAAGACCUUUCUUGCAGUGGGAGACACGUUGGAGUGUGUCCAAGUGUGCAGCCUUGAACUCAGGGACGGCCUCUGUCCCCUGCUCUCUCCAUCUGUUUCUGAUGGGCGAUGUUGCUGGCAGCAUCCCAGGAGGGGUCUCUCGCCUGCCUUAGCCUCACCGAAGCCUUGAGUGACACCUGUUUCUUCCCCAUCCCUGCUCUAAGGGGAGAGGCCCGUUCUCUCCUCUUCUCGCAGAUCCAGGAUUUCACUAAGCUUUUUAGGGAGCAGAGAAAAUGCAUCCGAGAGCAGUUCUUUCUACAGACCUUCCUUAUUGUAAAUAGGUUGUUUACGUUUCUCUGACCUUCCAAGGGGCUGGGGGUUGAAAGGCGCCCUAUUUACCCCAAGGGCGAGGACACGACACACUUCAGUUCUGCACGACGUUGAGAUGUGGGUCAGACACCGUCCUUUGUGCUCGUGGUGUCUGCCUCCACGCGCACCAGGCGCUGGGACGUUGGGCGCCUCCAGCUGUGUGUGCACUUCCCGCUGCCCUCCCGCCCCAUUUCUCUAGGACACACAGCAUCCCUGGUGACUAUUGUGGGGCCAUGUCCUGUAAAUGCCACAGAGUGUCCUGGCAUUGACUAUUCCUUCUACAUCGUUGUAAUUAUUAAACUGACUUUCCUUAAGUUACAAUAUCACUUUAUCUUCCAUGA